Messenger RNA from Colletotrichum higginsianum IMI 349063, 1752 nucleotides. RefSeq names its product Alpha amylase. The transcript has a single exon. Lineage: Eukaryota; Fungi; Ascomycota; Sordariomycetes; Glomerellales; Glomerellaceae. The record is from RefSeq and is a predicted model, not a curated record. The coding region runs from base 1 to 1752 and encodes 583 amino acids. Gene Ontology annotation, molecular function: alpha-amylase activity. Gene Ontology annotation, biological process: oligosaccharide catabolic process.
AUGGGUUCGAUAACUCUCAACAAUGCCAGCAGGGCCUGGUGGAAGGACGCCGUCAUCUACCAGAUCUACCCUGCCAGCUUCAAAGAUGCCAACGGCGAUGGUCUUGGCGACAUACCAGGGAUCAUCAGCAAAGUCGACUACCUCAAAAACCUAGGCGUUGACGUUGUCUGGGUGUCACCCAUGUACGCCAGCCCGCAGGUUGAUAUGGGGUACGAUAUUUCCGAUUAUCAGGACGUCCACCGGCCCUACGGCACCGUUCAUGACAUGGAGAUCCUCAUCGACGAGUGCCAUAAGCGCGGUAUGAAGCUCAUCCUGGAUCUGGUCGUCAACCACACCUCCGACCAGCAUAAGUGGUUCCAAGAGUCGAGGUCCUCAAAGGACAACCCCAAGCGGAACUGGUACAUCUGGAAGCCCCCACGCUACACCCCCGACGGCGUCCGUCAGCCUCCCACAAACUGGCGGAGCCACUUCAGCGGUAGCACCUGGGAGUGGGACGAGGCCACGGGCGAGUACUACCUUCACCUGUUCGCCAAGGAGCAGCCUGACCUGAACUGGGAGAACGAGGAGACGCGCGAGGCAAUCUACGAUAAUGCCAUGCGCUUCUGGCUCGACAAGGGCGUUGACGGCUUCCGUAUUGAUACGGUCAACAUGUAUAGCAAGGGCGUCGAGUUCAGAGACGCCCCCAUCAUGAACGCGAACUCGUCGGUGCAACCUGCCUACAUGAUCUACUGCAACGGCCCGAGGAUACAUGAGUUCCUGCGCGAAAUGAACGCCAAGGUCCUCAACCAUUACGACACCGUCACCGUCGGUGAGCUCCCGCACACUCCGGACCCCCAGCACGUCCUCAAGUUCAUCAGCGCCGCCGACCGUCAGCUUGACAUGGUCUUCCAGUUCGAUAUCGUCGACCUGGGCCAGGGUGUCGGCUACAAGUACCAGGCCCGCCACUGGAAGCUCCCCGAGCUCAAGCGCAUCGUCGCCAAGUGGCAGCAGUUUAUCGAAGGUACCGACGGUUGGACAACGGCCUUUUGCGAGAACCAUGACCAGGGCCGCUCUGUCUCGCGCUACGGCUGCGAUAGCCCGCAGUGGCGCGAGACGUCGGCGAAGAUGCUCGCACUGAUGAUGUGCUCGCAGACGGGCACCCUGUUCGUCUAUCAGGGCCAGGAGAUCGGCAUGACCAACGUGUCGCGGACCUGGGGUAUUGAGGAAUAUCGCGAUAUAGAGGCGCUUAAUUACUACAACGACAUAAAGAGAGAGCAUGGCGUGGGCCCUGAGCUCGACCGCGUCAUGGACAGCAUCAACAUGCUCGGCCGCGACAACGCGCGCAUUCCGAUGCAAUGGGACGCCACCCCCUUCGCCGGGUUCACGAAUGGCAAGGACGGCGCCUGGAUGCGCGUCCACGACGAGUAUGCCGACAUUAACGUCGCCAAGCAGGAGGCGGAGCCCGGCUCUGUGCUGAACUUUUGGCGCGAGAUGUUGCGCCUGCGCAAGGAGGAAGGGGAGCUGCUGACCCACGGGGCUUUCGAGCUGUACGACGAGGAGAACGAGCAGACGUUUGUAUACAGGAAGACGCGAGGCGACAGGAGCGCCGUUGUCGCGCUCAAUUUUACGAACAAGGAGCAGGAGGUGCGGAUCCCUGGCGAGGGGUUGAAGAUCCGCGUCGGGAACUAUGACGACGUCAAGGAGAGGGUGGCGGUGGAGGGUGACAAGCCAGUACUGAGGCCGUGGGAGGGACGGUUGUAUUUGAAGGGUUGA